AUGGCGUCUGAACAAGCGCGACCAAGGGAACCGAUUGGAAACCAGGGUCGGGCAGUUCAGGCGGGCUUCAACAAUGACAAAUAUUCUCUACUAAUUAUUAUCGGAGCGCACCGACGACUGAGCCUUGUCGAAUAUGUUAUGCUAGAAAUUGAAAGAGGCAUCCGCUCCUGGGAUAUUGACCUGAGUGCAUGUAACCUGGAUGAGCACCUCAAGCUCUUUGUGUCCAGGCAUUCCAAUGCCCUGUCUAGUGAUGUCAAAGGUCAGAGGUCAUUACAGUAUAGUUCAGACAUUCUAAACAUCCAUGCUGUGGUCAACCCUUCUGAGGAGUUAGUGUACUCAGAGGUUCACUGGCUCAUAUUAGAUGGAUCUCGUCACAAGUUGCUUAUAUUAACUGGACAGUCAUCAGAGGACUCCGGUGAUUUGCUUCUGCAUACUGGCCAGUUCUCACCACAUGAUUUCAUCCAGAUUUUUGCAGAUGAGGAGAUACGCCAGCUGCUGACUGCUGCAAGUGGGACUGGCAAGGCAGCUCUGACCUUAAGCUGCCCAAAAACUGGGAAGUGGAAGAACUCUGUGUUGGGCAAACAAACCUUGCAGGACAGUAUCGAUAUCAAAAUCAACCCUUUGAUGGUGUUGCCAAAGAUGGAGGGGCUUGAGGAGUUCACAGACUGCAUUUCUGAGUCCAUGGAGCUCCUCUCCCCCUUUGACCUGCUGGAGCCCCCAAACACUGUGGGCUUCCUGAAGCUUUGUCGGCCAUGCUGCUAUGUUUUCCCUGGCGGGAGGGGUGACUGUGCCUUCUUCGCAGUGAACGGUUUUAAUGUCUUGGUUAAUGGUGGAGCCGACACUCGCUCCUGUUUCUGGAAGCUAGUGAGGCACUUGGACAGGGUUGACUCAGUGCUUCUGACGCAUGUUGGCCUAGACAGCUUGCCUGGCGUGAACAGCCUGUUGGAAAGGAAAGUGGCUGAGCAGGACGAGAACGCCACUGAAUCCCAAAUCAAAGAGAAAUGGAUGAAGAAUCUUAUCUCGCCAGAGAUCGGCGUGGUGUUCCUCAAUGCACCGAACCGGCUGAAAAAGGUCCACGGGGAGCCGAAUGUGCUCAGGAGUAGUGAUCAAGUGGCACUCACCUUACGGUACCUGGAGAAGCUAAAAAUCACGCCUGAACCACUUUUGCGCUUAGCAGGAGCUGCAAUCGAACCGGUCAUCCUCUUCCAGAAGAUGGGGGUGGGAUGUUUGGAGCUGUAUGUCCUAAACCCAGCAAAACGCUCAAAAGAUCUUGAGAUGUUCAUGCAUCACUGGCCUGAGAACAGCUCAAAUCCCAAAGGAACAGAGGUGCCCCUGACUAGCCUUGUGUCAGUUUGUGCACUGCUGGUCUGGCAUCCAGCUAACCCACGUGAGAAGAUAAUUCGAGUUCUUUUCCCUGGCUCUACACCGCAGGGGAAAAUUCUGGAAGGUUUGGAAAAAAUCAAACAUCUGGAUUUCCUCAAACGACCAGUGGUGUGCCCCAACGAUUUGGAGUCAUCAAAGUCAGAUAAGAAUCCUAAACGAGCCGAGAGCCAAGACAGCCUCAAGUCCAGCAACUCACGGCCAGGGAGUGCACUUUUCAAGGAGAAGUCACCCCGUGGAGAAGUUAAAAGUGACAAGACCAAAGCCACAACCGAAAGUGACCAAAAGGAGCCAAAGGGAGAGGAAAAGGCAAAAUCCGCUGACAGCAGCAAAAUGCGGGCAACCAAACUGGACAAGCCCGGUGCCACAACUGCUCCACCGAAAUCUGAUAAUGGAUUGAGGAGAACACCGAGUAAAAAGGAACCUACCUCAGGAAGACCUAAGGUAGAUGUAAGAAAUGAUGGAAGAAAGGAUGGAAAGAGGGACUUAAAAACAGAAAAUGGCAAAAAUAAGAAACCUCUCAGCAAGGAUUCUAAGAAAGUUACAGCGUGUCAGUCUGUUGAGCCAAACAAAAAUAACAGUCAAGCAGGCAGUGCAAAAGCAGCAAACAACAGCAAAGAGAUGGAGUGUAAGAAAAUAAACCACAAAUCUAACAAAGACCAGCAAAAUCAGAUCCUGUCCGGUGAUACAGAGGACGCUCCAAAUCGCUCUCCUGUGUCAUCACCAGAGAACCUCACAUCAGAGUUCCUGCGGUUACGUGAGGAAGAAGAUGAGGUUCAUGGCAGAAGAGGAGAGGAGGGUCAUGUUAAAGUUCUCACUGAACACAUGCCCCAAGUACUGUCAGAAUCUGGCCGUGAAUUUGGUGGGCUGGAUGGAACACAGUCCAACUCGGAUGGUGCUGAAGGGGGUUGCUGUAAAGAUGGCAAAGGAGCGCCAUUUCCCUCUUCCUUUGCUAAACCCCCUAAAAGUGACGAAUGCGUAAAUCUGGACCUCACGCCAACUGAGUAUACGUUACUCGAUGGGGCUCUGAAAGAGAAUGCAUCCAAGAAGAAUAGCCCAGAGGAUGCCUGUGGUAGUCCGGACGAAAAGACGCUUGAGUUGACCUCCCCACGGUCCGGCCCAAACAGCGCUGGCCAUACUCCUUACCAUCUGUCACCUGAGGAGAUGUGGUCCUCCAAGAAGAACAGCAGUCUUGGAAGCAAGAUUUCGUGCUUGGGGUCAGACAGCCAAUCAAUGGAAUCUUACAAGAACUCUGAUGCAGGGCCUAUCAAAAGCAACCAAGAGAGCACCUCUACAUCCUCCAAAGACAAACACACAAGCUUCCUGUCCCUGAGUUCCUUCAAAGACAUUGGCCCAGACAUAUCCCCCACAGUGACCACCACACAUUCUAUGCCUGCUGAAGUCUGUUCUCCACAAUCAACAGAAGUGGAUGAGUCAUUAUCAAUGUCUUUUGAGCAGGUGCUUCCACCUGUAAGUGAAUCUAGUAAUGAGGACGAGCAGUCCUACUCUAAUGGACAUUUUGUGGACUCUGACUUCAAAGUGGGAAUGGCCUUGCCCCUGAAGAUUUCCCACGGCAUGAAAAACCAGAAUGAGGGCUCAGAUGGGCGCCCCCUGGCACCACAAGGGCUCAUAUUUGACCCCACUCACGAUGUUGACCUUUGCCUGGUGUCGCCGUGUGAGUUCAAACACUUUAAGCCUGUCGGAAAUCAUCAGCAUCCCCUGUCGCCCAGAGUGGCUAACCCUAGCCCUCACGAAUUCUCAGAUGACAGUGACCUCUCUCAGGAGGUGCCAAAACCCAAGGCGCCAUCUCAUCUGGCCAGCAAGCCUCGUCCAUGUGCACAGGAGACACCGCUGACAUCCACGAGCGAUUACCUGCCCACCGCCUCCGACUCGGACAUGCCUCCGGGCACCGAAGACUGUCCUUCCAUCACAGCCGACGGAGCCCUGGACUCGGAUGAUGAGUGCGGCAUGGCGUUUCUGCCGCAGAACGCCGGUGAUGGUGCACAGAGUCACCUUUCCCUGAAAGGGGGCAAUCCGCUGCCUCAGGACCCCCUACCCACUCCCCUGAAAGACCUUCCCCCGUUGCCGCCUCAGCCUGGCACCUGCAUGCCCGACCCCGGCAGAGGCGUAAGGGUUGCAACAGCGAAGACUAAGAGGUUACCUGUAGCCACUCAGAGGCCUGUGUCCACUUUAGGGCUUGUUCAGGGGAACAAAGUCAAGCCAGGCGGUGCAGGUGCUUCGGGGGGCAAUCUGAAGACCAGCUGUGCUUCAGAGCCCCAGGCAGUUCUUCGUCCCUCAGGUGCUAGAGGAGGUGCAUCACGGCCCACUUCUUCAGGCUAUACCAUUGGCAGCAAGGCUGGAAGUAUUGUAGGCCCACCGAUCUAUUUGGACUUGGCAUAUCUACCAUCUGGCCAUGCAGCCUCUACCGUUGAUGUUGAGUUCUUCACCCGUUUGCGCUCUUCCUGUUACAUCAUCAGCGGUGAUGACUCUCUGAAGGAGACCAUUUUGAGGCCCAUUCUGGAUGCCAUCCUGGAGGGAAAAUCUGUCUGGCCGGAUGAUGUGCCGGUGACUUUGAUACCCACGUUUGAGUCCCUGACCAUUCAUGAGUGGUACCAGCAGAGCCAGGAAAAGCAAAGGAAGCUUGGGGUCACUGUGCUAGGCAGCAACAGCACCGUGGCCAUGCAGGAGGAUACCUUCCCUGCUUGCAAAGUGGAGUUCUGAUGAGCAGACAAAAUCUUACCCAUUUAGUCACAGAGAAACACACACAUACUCUCUCUCUCUCUCUGUCUCUCUCUCACUCUCUCUCUCUCUCUCACACACACACACACACACACAAUAACCACCACACAAAGACUCAAAACUCUCUAUGUGUCACACUCUCUCACACACAAAUACUCACAACUCACUAAGUGAGUAUGUGUCACACUCUCUCACACACACAAAUGUUCUCCUUUAGACUGAAAACUGAUAACUCUGAGCACUGUCUAAUUUAUAGUCUAAUGACAAACAAUUGUGCUUGAUUGGGUUUUCCAAAAGGAUAUAUCAUGUGCACUUUGAAGUGUUGACAGUUAUCAUAAACUAGAUUUGUUUAAAAAAAGACUGUCGUAUAUGUAAGCAAAUAAGUGUUAUAGAAGACUUGUAUGUAGGUACAGUAAUGCAUACACAGUGAAUGACCAGUAAGAGGAGGAAGUGCCUGACUAAGAUGUAUCAUUGGAGGUAAUUCCAAAGUGAUUGUAACAAUGGAAAUCUCUUGGCAACACUAACAUGCAUGAGCUCAUUGUAUAAAACCAAGCGGCAAUGUGAGUCCCUCUGUAGAUAUGAUCUAGAAAGGCUCAGGUCUGUGGUAACAAAUACUUUUUUGUAGGCAUAACACAUAAAAUCUAAGAUUCAUUUUUCCUAUUGAAAACAAAUUCUUUAAAAGAAAGACCAAUCAAAGUCAAUCAAAUUUAGUAAAACCUGUUAUAUAUAUGAAUAUAGAUGAUGUUUAAAAUUAUUCUGAUGCUCUUUAUGUAAACUGAUUAAAAUAGUGGCAGAUGUGAGGACAUUGAUCUGGCAAUCAAUUAUGUUUACUUGGACAAUUAUAAAAUAAACUCUAUAAGAGGUUUUGAACAAAUUGUUAAUAUCUGAAUUGUUAUUUAAUACAGGUGUAGCUUGGUGUAUACAUGUUUUACAUUUUGCAAUACAGAACUAAUGUUGCUGAUGGGAUAUUUUCUUCUGACUGUUUCAUUUUGUGCCUACAGAGUAUUUGACAAAAUGUAAAAUUAACCUUGUGUACUUGUGUGUCUGCUUAUGCGUUGUAUGUAUGGCUUCACAUGAAAAAAUAAUUUAACUUACCGGUAUCUUGAUUUUGUAGCCUACUGUUUUAAAUGGGAUGUGGUUCACCAAACAGGCCAUGAUAGUCAAUUGGUAUACAAUUACAAUUGGUUAGACUAUUACAGUCAUUUUUAUACACAUAAAAUAUAUUUAAUUUCUUUCUUCUUUUUUUUUACUUAGGCCAUAUUGUAGGGUGUAGGCCCUGUCCACUAAGCGACGCUAUUUCCCAUUCUUAGCUGACUACUGUGAUCUGAUAUCUUGUGGUGAGAGUAAAUUGCUGGAUCAAUGUUCAAAGUCUGUUGUUUAUGACCAUUAAAUUAAAGCUACAGAAAAUUUUAGUUUCUCACAGUACCACUACAUACUGGCUAAUAUGAUUUUGUUUAACACAAUGUGAAUGUUUUAAGAAAUAACUUGAAUGGAUUUUACUGUUUAUUUCACUCUUAUUUCACACUCUAAAUGUAUUGGGAGUUUGUUUCUCCAAGUUGUCUUUUCCAACUUAUUUUAAAUGUGAAAAAAUGACCGUAUGUAUACAGCAUCCCCCUUAUCAAGGAUUAAGUCAUGGAUUCUGUUUCAUUCAUUCUAUGUCCCACUGUGUGUGACUGUAACUAUGUGGCAGGCUACAUGAAUUAUAUGCCCAUCUAUUAAAGAACCUUCCUGGAUUUUUCUGAAAUAAGAACUUGUCUUGGCUUAC
Molecule: messenger RNA, 5884 nt
Organism: Alosa sapidissima (American shad)
Lineage: Eukaryota; Metazoa; Chordata; Actinopteri; Clupeiformes; Clupeidae
Gene: map1sb
Product: microtubule-associated protein 1Sb
Exons: 7
Coding region: 1-4101 (1366 amino acids)
Biological process (GO): axonogenesis; microtubule cytoskeleton organization; regulation of microtubule depolymerization
Cellular component (GO): synapse; neuronal cell body; dendrite
Molecular function (GO): microtubule binding; actin binding
Source: RefSeq, a predicted model, not a curated record